Phycodurus eques (leafy seadragon) is the source of this 4429-nucleotide messenger RNA. RefSeq names its product par-3 family cell polarity regulator beta a (gene pard3ba). The record is from RefSeq and is a predicted model, not a curated record. The transcript is spliced from 24 exons. Gene Ontology annotation, molecular function: protein binding; phosphatidylinositol binding. NCBI's taxonomy places the organism in Eukaryota, Metazoa, Chordata, Actinopteri, Syngnathiformes, Syngnathidae. Gene Ontology annotation, biological process: establishment of centrosome localization; microtubule cytoskeleton organization; establishment or maintenance of epithelial cell apical/basal polarity. Gene Ontology annotation, cellular component: adherens junction; cell cortex; apical plasma membrane. The coding region runs from base 293 to 3937 and encodes 1214 amino acids.
GUGCUGUGAUUUCUUCCGGGUUUGAGACUUGUUUGGUUUGAUUGGGUGUAUCGCCCAAAUUGACAGAAAGUGUGCCGCUGUGACCCCGUUCGUGCUCCGCAAGCGGCGGUGGGCUGUCAGGACGAUGUUUCGCCUGGAUUUCCACACCUGUGUGGCCCGGUAAAAGCGGUGGAGUUUGUCCUCAGACACCUGUUGCUUCACGUAGGACGCGCGAGGAAAACGGGUGGCCACACACUGCGGAUUUUCUCACCCCCUUAGCUGAUAUUUCGAAGAGUACACUUGUUUAGCAGCUAUGAAGGUCACGGUGACUUUUGGGAACAAAGCGGUGGUGGUUCCGUGUAAACCCGAAUGGACCGUCCGGGAUUUAAUCGAUCAAUCUACGCGGCGAUACCGCAGGACUUUGGAUCAGAAUGGGAGGAGUGCUGUGAAAACCCAUCACCUGGAGUACACUGAUGGAGGCAUCCUGGACAUGGAUGACCUGUUGACAGACCUAGUGGAAGAUAGGGACAAGCUGGUGGCAAUGUUCGAAGUGCAGCGUGGGAUGACAGACAGCCCCAAGGAGAGCAUCUCGAAUGGCGAUUCCAGUGCGGCACCCAGUCCAGAGCCCCUGAGCUACUAUUCGCACAUGCACUUCCAGGAGCCAAUCAAAGGGGAGAUAGAAGUCAACGAGGCCGUCCUCAAAGCUAACACGCCCCUUUUGGUGAGGAGCAGCAGCGACUCUGUAUUGGCUCCUCCCAUUGAGAUGACCACUGCGUCAACACACGAUGACCAAACCGGUGAAGCCUCCAAAAUGGAAAUCAACCAUGUGCUGAAGGGAGGUCCAAAAAAUCUCAACAAGAUGAGCCAGAUUACAUUCAGCACCCUCACAAGAACUGUGAACUUGCUGGGGGACCGUGGGCCACUAGGUAUCCAAGUCAGUCCCUAUUGCUCUUCUCUCAGUGGACGGAUGUUGGGCCUCCACAUUAAAAACAUUGAGGACAACAGUCGCACCAAGAGAGAGAAUAUCUUUGAAGAGGACGAGUGUAUCGUCCAAAUUAACGGGAUACAGCUCCAGGAUAAGACCUUUGCAGAUUCACAGGAAGUGUUCCGCGAGGCCUUUUCCUCCCCUUCUGUGCACCUAGAAGUUGUCCCUGUUGCCGACAAACCACGCUACGAGAAGGGCCUGAUCGGUCAACUGUUCAGUGGAGAUGGCAAAGACUUUAAAGCAAAGAGUCCAAUGGUGACCCGUCCCAAAAUUGAUCUCCGACCUGUGCCCAAACAAGAUUCCAAACCCAAUGAAGUCUUGAGGCGUCAAGAUACAGGAGCCAAGACCCCAGAGCCGCCUCUGUUGAACCCAGAGGCAACCCCUGUGAACCCACUGUCAGUAGAUUCUCAGUAUGGGAACUCCCAGUCGGAAAGGAUCUCUCCCACACCUCCAGUACGGACAACUAGCUUUUCCCCCUCGAGGAGCCGCAGACAGAGCCAUCUGGAGAAUAAGAACUCUGGCGUGCCUGGCCCAGCCAACCUUACAAACAAGAAAGGUGGGAAGAGGACCAAAAUCGACCUGAAGAAAGGUGCAGAGGGUCUAGGCUUCACAGUUGUGACCCGGGACUCCUCUGCUAGUGGGCCUGGACCAAUUCUGGUGAAGAAUAUACUGCCACGCGGUGCAGCAAUCAAAGAUGGCCGCCUGCAGCCUGGUGACUGCAUCCUCGAGGUGAACGGAAUGGACAUGACAGGCCGGAGCCAAGAGGAACUUGUGGCCAUGCUGCGCAGUACCAAACAGGGAGAAAGUGUUUCUGUGAUAGUGGCCCGACAGGAGGACAUCUUCCUGCCACGGGAACUGAAAGGUGAAGAUGGCGGAAGUCUUGUGUUGGAGGACGGCAGGGAGCAGCUAAUGUAUGAGGUCCCACUGAACGAGACUGGUUCUGCCGGCCUUGGAGUCAGCUUGAAGGGCAACAAGUCCAGAGAGACUGGUGAGGACCUGGGCAUUUUCAUCAAGUCCAUCAUCCAUGGAGGCGCUGCCUACAAGGACGGCCGGCUGAGAGUAAACGACCAGCUCAUUGCAGUCAAUGGCGAAGCGUUGCUUGGACGGUCCAACCACUCUGCCAUGGAGACACUGAGGCGCUCCAUGUCCUCGGAGGGCAACGCCAGGGGCACCAUCCAGCUUGUGGUGCUACGAGCAUCCAAAGUGGAGGGACAGUCCAAUGCUAUAAAUGGAGCCACCAAUCAAGCCACUCCUCAACAAUCGUCUGACAAUCAGGAGCCUCAGCGCCACCAGGCCUACCAGGGGGCUUCUAGACCAUCAGAACUCAACAGCGCCAAUCUUUCUGACAAGUACUCGUACGGCGGCUCCAGCAGUGCUCUGUUUCCUGUUGCAACCACCAAUGGCAACCAUGAUUUCUACGGCAACAACCAGAAAGACUCCAAGGAAGGCUUCCCCCCGCCGCCAUCCCCUGGGACAGUAGAGGAAAUUAGUAGAGACCCAGCUCUCACUCCCUCUAACUACAGGGAGCGUUCCAUGCAUCCCCGAAAUGCCAACCACAAGGACAACAUACCUCGAAAUAGAGCAUCCAAAAGCAUGGACCUGGUGGCGGACGAGAGUAAUGUGAGAUCGCUGGCCGGACAUAGAAAGGGGCCCACUGAUGGGGGAACACUGGGCCCAACACUGGGCCUCUGGAAGUCCAGCUCCCUCGAAAGUCUCCAGUCAGCCAUGUCGGAGGUCCACCAAAAUGAUAUGAAGGCACAGGUUCCAUUUCACCGCCCACAACCACACAUGGUUCGAGGACGCGGAUGCAACCAGAGUUUCCGCAUUGCCAUCGACAAGUCUUAUGAAGGCCCUUCUGAAGAUGAUGAUGACAUGUCUGAGCUGAGCUCUGGUCAUGAAACACCAGCCAGCAGCUCCUCACGUCAGGACCUGGAUAUUGACAAUGUGAAGAAGCAGAAGAAAGUCAGCGGGAAGAAGCAGGAGAAAAAGACCAAAGGAAUUAAGAGAAGUGAGGAUGCUGCAGAUGAUAUGGAGAAGAAGACCAAAAAAAAAGGCUUUGCUCUUUUGAGGUUCGGUAGGAAGAGAGAUGACAAGAGCAAAGAUGCAGUGAAAGUGGCAAAAAACAAACUGGAGGCCUGGAGUGAGGAGGAGGUCGACAGGUUUCCUGAACACAGAGAGAGCUAUGAUCCACGAUAUGCUGAAAUCCACUCUGGCCAGCUCACCCCCGACUCACGCUUCAUCCCAGAUGUGGACGACGACUACAACGACCCCAACUAUGCCCAGAUCAACAACUUCCUCCAGCCAAACUCUGUGCAACUGAUAGACCGCACCCAUUCCACUGCAACUCCCGUGACUGUGGAGACCAAACAAUCUCAGGCCUCUGCCGAUGAGCUGGAGGGGCUCUAUGCCAAGGUCAACAAGUCCAGGCAACAAACAGAAAGUGAUCAGCGGUCCCAGGGGAUGCGGCGGGAGUACCCUCAGGCUCGAGCUGCUCCAGUCUAUGAGGAGCUGGACACAGCGCGACAUAGAGUCCUGGAGAGCAACCCACGGCGGGUGGCACCCAGCGGUGCUGAAUCCCGACCUUUGCACCUGUAUGAGGAAUUGGACUGGCCGCCACCCACACAAACUAGGAGGGACCCACAUGAUUACCCGAUCCACUCCAGAUUUGGGCAAGGAGAGCCUGUUCACAACCAAGACCACUACCGUGACAAACGUCAGUCCGUCGCUCAGUCGGCAACCUCCAACAUGCAUCACUACCGCUCAUCUCCUCACGCCGAACAGAAGUACCGUGUGGCCAUGGGUCAGGACGGACUUCCCUCCCCCACUACUGGCCGCAAAGAGCGCCACAACUAUGAGUCUGUAGGAAGCAGGGGGACCAGCCCAGGUCGUUACGCCAGCCCGGACCGCUAUGGCUAUAGAGAUGAGAGACAGUCUGAUCCAAGACGGAAGAACCCCAUGAUAGGUGCCGUUUAAAUCAAACUCUUUGCAACUUGAACAACAAAGAACGUGAACAGCUGGGAUUCUUUUCGAAACCAAGGAUGGCCAAAAAAGCAGACUGUGCUGUAUAUUUACAAGGAUGUGGAUGUAUUUAAAAUCUUGUAAAAUUGUAAAAUCCGGGGUAUUUAAAUGAAUUACAUAUGGAAAAAACGUUUUUGCAUAGAAUCAUGGGUUAUUUCCUGACAAACUGGGAAGGAUGUUUUUCGAGGACUCCUGACUUUCUGGACUCAAAAGGAUGUCAAAAUCAAAGAAAAAGGAAAUUUCCCUACGCCAGUAUAGUUUCGUCAGACAUCUACAGCAUCAUUUACAUUUGCAAAUGAAAUGACUGUAUAGUAAUAGUUGGUAGUGUUUCUAAUAAAAUGUAAAAAGUUUGAUCAAGUCAAGACGACGAACGACACUGUGCCUCUAUCAGUUAAUUUAUCACCAUUUUUAUACCAAGAUUUUGCAUGAAAUAAAUGUGAACAAUUA